GGAGGGGGCCUCCGAGUGUUCCAGGGAAGAGGGCUGCCCAUCAGGUGGGGCUUCCGUCAUUGUGGUCUGCCUCUUCCCUGCAGGGCGACAUCCAGCAGCUGCUCAUCGUCUCAGAUCAUCAAGCCGCCUAUGACUACUGUGAACACUACAGCCCAGACUGCGACACAGCGGUGCCGGAUGUGCCUCAUUCGCAGGACCCAAACCCUGAUGAAUACUACCCAGACGGGGCCGGGAACUUGGAAGUUGAAGGAGAAACUUACUAUUAUGAAUACCCCUACUAUGAGGACCUCGAUGACACAGGGAAAGCCACCCCGACCACUGUCCAACCUGUGGAAACUGAUGGAGCAGCCAGGGAAGUGACUGAAACCACUGAGAGCCCCACCCCUCCGCCCACCCCCCCACCGGUGGUGGAGAAGACCCAGGAGGAGAUUCCCAAGGAAGAGGAUGAACUGCUGUUGGAGGAAUACAACUACGGGCCCAUUACGGACGAGUACUACACGCCAAUCCCUUACGAAGACCUCAACUAUGAAGACCUGGACAAUUUCGAUAAGCUCCCAGAAGAGGGCAUUGAGGCAGAAGUUCCCACCAGCACGGUCAUCACCUACAAUGAAACGGAUACCACAGGAAGAGUAAGUGAAGGUGGAGAGGAUCCUGAUAAAGAUUUCUCUGUCACUGAGUACGGGGAAGGAUACUAUGACGGUUACUUCGACAGGACUGACUCCCCUGACAUUGGACCCGGGAUGCCUGCUAACCAGGAUACCAUUUAUGAAGGGAUCAGUGGGCCUCGAGGCGAAAAGGGGCAGAAGGGAGAGCCAGCGACCAUAGAGCCAGGCAUGCUUCUCGAAGGACCAGCUGGCCCAGAAGGCCCAGCCGGGCUUCCAGGUCCCCCGGGAACAACGGGGCCAGCGGGCCCAAUGGGAGAUCCUGGAGAAAGGGGUCCACCCGGACGUGCAGGACUUCCUGGUGCUGAUGGUUUGCCAGGCCCACCCGGGACGUUGCUGAUGCUGCCGUUCCGGUUCAGCGGGGGUGGAGACGGGGGCUCGAAAGGGCCCCAAAUCUCUGCCCAGGAGUCCCAAGCACAAGCCAUCCUGCAGCAGGCCAGGCUGGCUCUGAGGGGACCCGCUGGCCCAAUGGGACUGACCGGAAGACCAGGCCCCAUGGGGCCCCCAGGUGGUGGAGGAAUCAAAGGUGAAUCGGGAGACAUGGGACCUCAGGGUCCACGAGGGGUGCAGGGCCCUCCGGGUCCAUCAGGAAAACCAGGACGACGGGGACGGGCUGGCAGCGAUGGUGCUCGAGGGAUGCCAGGCCAAACGGGGCCGAAGGGGGACCGCGGUUUUGAUGGCCUGGCUGGGAUCCCUGGAGAAAAGGGCAACAGGGGUGAUCCUGGCCCCUCGGGCCCCCCAGGCGCCCCAGGUGAAGAUGGUGACAGGGGUGACGAUGGAGAAGUUGGACCCAGAGGUCUCCCCGGUGAACCUGGCCCCCGUGGUUUGCUUGGACCGAAGGGACCUCCGGGGCCACCAGGACCUCCGGGCAUUACUGGGAUGGAUGGACAGACUGGCCCUAAGGGGAAUGUGGGCCCUCAAGGUGAGCCUGGACCCCCAGGUCAACAGGGAAGUCCAGGCGCUCAGGGUCUUCCUGGUCCUCAAGGUCCAAUUGGAGCCCCCGGAGAAAAGGGUCCUCUGGGAAAAUCCGGUCUUCCUGGCAUGCCUGGAGCAGAUGGUCCCCCGGGCCAUCCUGGCAAAGAAGGGCCUCCCGGUGAGAAGGGGAGCCAGGGUCCAGCUGGCCCUCAGGGCCCACUUGGGUAUCCCGGCCCCCGUGGAGUGAAGGGGGCCGACGGCAUCCGUGGCUUGAAAGGAACGAAGGGCGAGAAGGGUGAAGAUGGCUUCCCAGGAUUCAAAGGCGACAUGGGCGUUAAAGGCGACCGGGGUGAAAUUGGCCCCCCUGGUCCUCGUGGGGAGGAUGGGCCAGAAGGCCCGAAAGGUCGCGGUGGCCCCAAUGGAGAGUCAGGCCCUCUAGGUCCAUCUGGAGAAAAGGGAAAACUUGGCAUUCCUGGUUUGCCUGGAUACCCUGGAAGACUUGGCCCCAAGGGCUCCAUUGGAUUUCCAGGGUUCCCCGGAGCCAACGGAGAGAAAGGAGGAAGGGGCACCGCUGGCAAACCUGGACCCAGAGGACAGCGAGGACCCACGGGUCCUCGAGGAGAACGCGGCCAGCGAGGCAUCACAGGGAAGCCUGGUCCAAAGGGCAAUUCUGGUGGGGACGGACCUCCGGGACCGCCAGGUGAAAGGGGACCUCCAGGCCCUCAAGGACCAACCGGAUUUCCUGGACCAAAAGGGCCCCCGGGUCCUCCGGGAAAAGAUGGAUUGCCAGGCCACCCUGGGCAGAGAGGCGAAACGGGCUUCCAAGGGAAGACGGGUCCACCUGGACCUCCAGGUGUUGUUGGUCCACAGGGCCCCACAGGAGAAACAGGCCCGAUGGGUGAACGUGGCCAUCCGGGCCCUCCCGGGCCCCCCGGUGAACAGGGACUUCCUGGCUUGGCUGGAAAAGAAGGAACGAAGGGUGACCCAGGCCCGGCCGGCUUGCCCGGGAAAGAUGGCCCAGCCGGUUUCCGAGGCUUCCCCGGCGACCGAGGACUCCCCGGCCCGGUGGGACCUGUGGGGCUGAAGGGCAACGAAGGGCCACCGGGGCCUCCUGGACCAGCAGGCUCUCCAGGGGAGCGAGGUCCUGCAGGAGCAGCUGGCCCAAUUGGUCUGCCAGGACGUCCUGGACCCCAAGGGCCCUCUGGCCCUGCGGGUGAGAAAGGGACCCCGGGUGAAAAAGGCCCUCAAGGCCCAGCUGGACGAGAUGGCAUUCAAGGACCAGUUGGACUUCCGGGCCCUGCCGGCCCGGUUGGCUCCCCAGGGGAAGAUGGAGACAAGGGUGAAAUUGGUGAAUCAGGGCAGAAAGGAAGCAGAGGUGACAAAGGAGAACAGGGUCCACCGGGUCCUAUUGGUCCACAGGGCCCAAUUGGCCAACCAGGUUUAGCGGGAGCUGACGGGGAGCCUGGCCCACGAGGACAGCAGGGCCUUUUUGGACAGAAGGGGGAUGAAGGGCCUAGAGGAUUUCCUGGCCUUCCAGGACCGGUUGGGUUGCAGGGCUUACCUGGACCUCCAGGUGACAAGGGAGAAACUGGAGAUGUUGGUCAAAUGGGUCCCCCAGGCCCUCCCGGACCCAGAGGCCCAGGUGGGCCCCCUGGAGCUGAUGGACCACAAGGCUCAGUCGGAGGGAUUGGAAAUCCAGGGGCCGUUGGUGAAAAGGGAGAACCUGGAGAAGCAGGGGGGCCUGGCCUACCCGGAGACACUGGACCAACGGGUCCUAAAGGAGAGAGGGGGGAAAAAGGGGAAGCAGGCCCCUCUGGGGCUGCUGGCCCCCCAGGCCCCAAAGGUCCCCCAGGAGAUGAUGGCCCCAAAGGGAGCCCGGGUCCAGUUGGCUUUCCAGGUGAUCCAGGUCCUCCGGGGGAGUCUGGUCCAGCUGGUCAGGAUGGCCCACCAGGUGAUAAGGGAGAUGAUGGUGAACCUGGCCAAAUGGGCUCCCCGGGUCCAACCGGAGAGCCAGGGCCUUCUGGACCACCAGGCAAGAGAGGGCCACCUGGGCCAGCGGGACCCGAAGGCCGCCAGGGAGAGAAAGGCACCAAGGGUGAAGCUGGAUUGGAAGGACCUCCUGGGAAAACGGGUCCUGUUGGUCCUCAGGGACCUCCAGGAAAGCCAGGUCCAGAUGGACUUCGGGGAAUACCUGGCCCAGUGGGUGAGCAAGGCCUUCCGGGUUCCCCAGGCCCAGAUGGACCUCCUGGCCCGAUGGGCCCACCUGGAUUACCUGGCCUGAAAGGGGAUUCGGGUCCAAAGGGAGAAAAGGGUCAUCCCGGGUUGAUUGGUCUUAUUGGGCCUCCCGGCGAGCAAGGAGAAAAGGGAGACCGAGGAUUGCCAGGACCUCAAGGAGGAUCAGGGCCUAAAGGAGAACAGGGUAUUCAAGGUCCGUCCGGCCCCCUUGGCCCCCCUGGCCCUCCAGGGCUGCCGGGGCCCCCCGGUCCAAAAGGUGCUAAAGGAUCUUCCGGGCCAACCGGUCCAAAAGGAGAAACUGGCCAUCCCGGCCUACCAGGACCUCCCGGUCCUCCAGGAGAGGUCAUCCAACCCCUUCCCAUCCAGUCCUCCAAACGGACGCGCAGAAACAUUGAUGCCAGCCAGCUGAUGGAUGAUGUCAAUUCUGACAAUUACGUGGACUACAAUGACGGCAUGGAGGAGAUCUUCGGGUCCUUGAACUCUCUGAAACUGGAAAUCGAGCAGAUGAAACACCCCUUGGGCACCCAGCACAACCCAGCUCGGACCUGCAAGGACCUGCAGCUUUGCCACCCGGACUUCCCGGACGGAGAAUAUUGGGUAGACCCAAAUCAAGGCUGUUCCCGGGAUUCCUUCAAAGUUUACUGUAAUUUUACUGCUGGUGGGGAAACUUGCAUCUUCCCAGAUAAGAAGUCUGAGGGGAGCAAAAUGGCCCGUUGGCCCAAAGAGCAGCCAGCUACGUGGUAUAGUCGCUACAAGCGAGGGUCUUUGCUCUCCUACGUGGACGCUGACGGCAACCCCAUCGGAGUGGUUCAGAUGACUUUCCUGCGGCUCCUGAGUGCAUCCGCUCACCAAAACGUCACCUACAACUGCUUCCAGUCUGUGGCGUGGCAUGACGCCACUGCGGGCAACUACGAGAAGGCCCUGCGCUUCCUGGGCUCCAAUGACGAAGAGAUGUCGUAUGACAACAGCCCUUUCAUCAGGGCGGCCCUUGACGGCUGUGCGGCAAAGAAGGGUUACCAGAAGACGGUCUUGGAAAUUAGCACCCCCACAGUGGAGCAGGUCCCCAUUGUCGACAUCAUGUUCAAUGACUUUGGCGAAGCAUCUCAGAAGUUUGGGUUCGAGGUGGGACCGGCGUGCUUCAUGGGCUGAGGGCCGCUCAGAAGACUCUCCAAAAGAGCAACUUCGUAACCUCAUCGCGCCUUCUAUUUUUUGGCUACUUCUUUUUUUUUUUUUGUUUGGUCAUCACAUGCACGUUCUGAAACUGGACAGUUUGAUGGGUUUGUCUUUUGACUUGUUCUCCUAUUUACCCCGACGUCAAUUUUGCCACAAGACCCCCAACCCCAGUCAAAAACCGGACCCCGCUCACCACCGACUCCAGAAUCACAUGACCUAGAGCCCCCCCCCCGGGUGGCCGAAGCGAGCUUCUCCUUCUGUGCUGCGCCCUUCUUGGAGGCCGCCCAAGGGCUUCUCCGCUCUCGCGCUUGAACGCCUGCCUCUUCAGGACAUCCCGCCAGAGACUAUGCCUCGUGUCAGCAGCUUCUCUGCAUCUGAUGGGAAACGGCCCAGUGAUCGCCAGUUUCCCGUCCCUGGGUGGUCCCUGAAAGGCCAUCGAAAGCCCUCAGCCAGCCGAUUCAGCCCCUGCCUGAUCUCUGUACAGAAACAAGGACGAAGAACUCUGAAAACCUCUGGAUUCUCUUCUCUGCUGGGGUUUCUCUCAGAACCUAGACGGAUCUCAGCCAGCCCCAGAGACCUUUCCUCUGGUUUUGUUCUGCUCAGUUCACACAAGAAACACCAGAAACCAACAGCCUUUAAAAAUGCCAGGUUCUGACUGCUUAUCCCAUAUGAUAAAGGUGCUUCUAUUUUUGUAUUUUGUAAGUAAAUAUUUGUAUAUUAUUAUAUUAAAUAUUAAAUGUUUCUGGGUUCAAAACAUGCAUGUGAGUCCCCCGUGCUGCACGGAGAACGGGCAGCCCCCUUGGCCCCAGCGUCCGAUGCGUUCCCUAAGACCACCGUAGGAAUCCGCAGGGAACCGUGUGCUCCCCCCAGACUCAGGAAGCAGGUUCCCUCUGCCCCCCUCCCCAGCCCUCUCAGCCUUAGGAGUGGUACGCCUCAGCCUUACAGGCACCCAAGCAAAUGGGAUUAAAAUUAAGCGUUGCUGAACUUUGGGGGAACUGAGGCAGGCGGGUCUCCAGACUAAGGAAAACGGCUGCCAGCUCGGUGCAUCUUUGCCCCAAGUGCACCAGCAGUGUUGAAAUUUGUCAUAUCUGACAAGCAAUAAAGAUGUAUUCUUUAUUGCUUGUCAGAUAUGGUAAGUCUCCAGACUUACCUACUGUGGUUCAAUGGAGAGAUUUUUUAAAAAAUAUCUUUUACCAAGAAAAUUUCUUAUCUUCAUUCCAUUUUGUUGGUGCUAUAGCUGUUGGAGGAACCUUCCAGACCACCCUGGCUGAGCCCUGCCGGGGGUCUCUCCCAGCUUUCCCCUCAUUUCAGCCCAGUAAUAUAUCGCCUGUCUCCCCCACCCCCCAUCAUGACCUUGUAACCCAUCAGCCUGGACUCAGCCUGGACUCAAUGGUGUAUCUGACUAUGACCGAGUUUUUACAGCUGGGCUGAGGAUCUGGGUUUUUCUUUGGUAGCAACAGGCUAUGCGUGCAAUGCCUACCAGGGUAAACAUGCCAGAUUUGUACUCAGUUGCUGAAUAUUUGUGGUGCUAAUUUAUGACUUUAUUCAAUGUACUGAAGUCAAGGCCAGACUUGACCUGUCUCUACAACUCCCCUCCUCUGUCUUUCCAGAGCAAAACUGAACAGUGCAAUUGUGUGUGUCUUUCUCCAGUGGGGAGCUUGCAGCAACCACCCACCCUCCACCCCUCUUGCUCACUGCUCCCAUGUGAGUAGAAAGGGAAAAAGCACCCCACACCCGGGCCUCGGCCUCGGGCCCAAAAGGAAGGACAUCGCUGUGAUGCCUCUUCCCAUUGCCUUCCUGACCCAGGGAAGCUCCAGGUGUGAGGGUAACUAGCCAGCCUUUGCAUCUGUAGAUUCCCCUGCUGGGCUGGCUGACUUGCCUUCUGCCCUUCCUGGGGACCCUGGCCCCUCGCCUGCCUCCCUUUCCCACCGAAGGAGCAGGCACUUCCGAGAGGGGCUGUCCGAACAUCGCCUGGGGGCCAGGACUGAAAACAGCCACGGGCCACUUUGCCCUCUGAAUAGUCCUGUUUGGCCAGUCUUGGCCUUUGUCUCUUGAAGCGGGUGCGAGGCCUUCCCUGCAGCCCACUCCCACUCUUCACUGGCAGGCCCUCUCCUGACAGAUUCUGGGGGACCAGCCCCCCCCCCACACACCGGCUCUUUGGGGAUUGGUGAGCUGUAGAUCCUAAGCUGGAGCAUCCCUCCAGAACAGAUUCCCUGAAAGUCAGCCGUUCAGAAGCUGCCCUGCAUCCUCUUCCCCAAGCGGCAAAUUAGGCACAACAAUGUUCAUGGUGCUCGUUCCCUUCUCUGGGGAGUUUGGGGGGAAUCACCGCGUGGAGGGAGGGUGGAGAGCCAAGACACACACUCUCUCUUAGGUCAUGUGAUUCUGAUCUGAUUAUUUCAUCUUCCUUCCUUCCUUCCUUCCUUCCUUCCUUCCUUCCUUCCUUCCUUCCUUCCUUCCUUCCUUUUUUGGUGCUUCUAUCAAAAUCCUACAGAGUGUUGUAAAACUGUACUGUUGCGUCUUUCAUUCCCGUUCCAUUUUUCCUCCCCUCCCAGAACACUUAGUUACCGUAUAUUGCAAUAAAAUUUGCUUCUUGUAUUUGCAGACAUAUCUUUCUGUGUAAUUUUAUCCCCUAAUAUAUAUCAUGACUUGAACAAAUGUUGAUUAAAAAAAAAGUAUGAAAACAAAGAUUUAAAUACAUAGAGCCCCCUCCCCCUUUGAAGUGAGGCUGUGUGGGUAUGAAUCUCUGCAUGUAUGUACAUGUGUACACACACACACAUACACACGGUAUGAUCAGGUGACCCUAUUUGUACAGGUUUCCAAAUUCCAACGUUAUCAAUGCCCAUUAGAGGUAUUUUUAAGAAAAAAAAAUUGAACCUGUGUAAUAAAGGAAUAAAUGUAACCGAUAUUUUUCAAUAAACCAAGUUUACUGUUUCCACCUAA
Messenger RNA from Crotalus tigris (Tiger rattlesnake), 7925 nucleotides. It is a transcript of the gene COL5A1, whose product is annotated as collagen type V alpha 1 chain. NCBI's taxonomy places the organism in Eukaryota, Metazoa, Chordata, Lepidosauria, Squamata, Viperidae. The record is from RefSeq and is a predicted model, not a curated record. The annotation marks the transcript as partial. Gene Ontology annotation, molecular function: extracellular matrix structural constituent. The transcript has 62 exons.